Talaromyces atroroseus is the source of this 1077-nucleotide messenger RNA. RefSeq lists its product as hypothetical. Gene Ontology annotation, molecular function: endopeptidase inhibitor activity; proteasome binding. Gene Ontology annotation, biological process: proteasome-mediated ubiquitin-dependent protein catabolic process. Bases 1 to 1077 code for a protein of 358 amino acids. The record is from RefSeq and is a predicted model, not a curated record. The transcript is spliced from 2 exons. NCBI's taxonomy places the organism in Eukaryota, Fungi, Ascomycota, Eurotiomycetes, Eurotiales, Trichocomaceae.
AUGUCUAGCUCGGAAGACACCACCCGCAUCCUGGACGUUGCGCUCCAAUCGCUGCGGGGCGAUGGACAAACAGAGCCCGCCAUCAAAAACGCCUACGAAGCAAUCGCACUUAUUGGGCAUGCAUCUAUGGUAGCGGCGCACUUUCGAUUAGUGGGAUUGGGUGAGGAGCAUAAUAUAGAAAGUAAUACAGACGCCACCAUUUUGCCAAAGGAAUGGAACGCCCAUAAUAGCACUUACGCUUUUCGAUAUGCACACGAGCAAUCGUCCACCGACUACUUACUGAAAUUCAACCGGUUGGGCAAUAAUGCAGUCGUUAUGGGACUGGCUGGCGAAGACAAGGCGACAUCAUUCGAUAUACCGGUCAACGAGUAUAUCUCGUCAUCCGCCUUACCCGUUCAGCUACAACCGGACCAGCCAAAUGAUUUGAGGGCCAUCUUUGUGACACGGGACCGCCUAGAAGACUUGAUGAAUCUCUUCAAGAUCCAUGUGAUCCAGAAAUUCACCGUUCUGAGCCAGCCCAAAGAGGGCGUUGGGGAAGCUAGACGCCAACGCGAUCAACAACAGCAACAACAACCUGAAGGACCUCAACAGCGCGAUCCCCUACGUGAAGGCCAGGCUCCUCAGCCUGCUCGCCCGUCUCCAUUCGAGGACCCUUUGGCUGCUGCACCACGCCGUCCAGCUCCCGUUGGGGACUUUGCUCCGCCUGGCUUCGAGGAUGAGUACGAAAUGAACCAGCCCUCGCGCGGACUCGUGAUGCCUUACGGACAAGGAAAUUUGCCGCGUAGUGGUGAUCGAGAUUUGUAUCCCCAAGGACUAGGUCCAUAUGAUCCGUUGAGAGGAUCAUUUGGACCCGCAAGCGGUGGUGGUGGUGGGAUGCACCCGACGCCAGAUGAUCCAAUGUUCGGAGGCUCCGGAGGGCAACGAGGCGGCUAUGACCCACGAGCACCUCCAGGAUCUCGAUAUGACCCUGUCGGCCCUUGGGACACGCCGCCAUCCGGUCGAGGGAAGGGGCCUGGAGGGGGCGGCUUUGGACAAGGAGGGUUCGGCGGGGGGUUCGGCGGAGGAGACAUCAUUUAA